Messenger RNA from Leptosomus discolor (cuckoo roller), 2222 nucleotides. The record is from RefSeq and is a predicted model, not a curated record. Lineage: Eukaryota; Metazoa; Chordata; Aves; Leptosomiformes; Leptosomidae.
GUUCGAGUGGAAGGCUUUAACUACAUCGGCAUGGGCAAUUCCACCAACAAGAAAGAUGCGCAGAGCAACGCUGCUCGAGACUUUGUCAAUUACUUGGUUCGGAUGAAUGAAAUGAAGAGAGAUGAAAUUCCUGCUUUUGGACUAGCAGCUGGUGAUACCCUUGAUGGACAUGAAGCAGCUAGAGAUGUUACUGGUUCCAGUUCUACUUUGGGUGGACCUCUUCCUCCACAUUUGAUUAUAGAGGCUGAAACAGGUGCAGCACCGGGGAACUGUGGCAGUCACGGAGCUCAGUGGGAUCGGGGUGCAAAUUUGAAAGAUUACUAUUCAAAGAGAGAGGAGCAAGAAGUGCAGGCAACCUCAGAAUCAGAAGUGGACUUAAAUGCUGAUCUUCACGGGAGUUGGACUUUGGAAAAUGCCAAGGCCCGUCUGAACCAGUUUUUCCAAAAGGAGAAGAUUCAGGAAGAAUAUAAAUACACUGAAAUGGGGCCUGAUCACAACAGGAGCUUUAUCGCAGAAAUGAACAUUUACGUGAAGCAGCUGGGCAGAAGGAUUUUCAGUCGUGAACAUGGAUCAAACAAAAAGCUGGCAGCACAGUCCUGUGCCCUUUCCUUGGUUAGACAGCUCUACCAUCUUGGUGUCAUAGAACCUUAUUCUGGACAGACAAAGAAAAAAGGAGAAUCGGUGGAACCCUAUGAGGUGUCACUGUCUUCUGACUUAGAAAAUCAGCUGCAAAAGACUGUACGGGAACUGUCUCUGGAGAUUGUGCCUUUGCCUGAAGAUCCCAGUAAUCCGGUUCUGAUUAACGUUGGAAAGUUGGCCCAUUUUGAACCGUCACAGAGACAAAGUCGUAUGGAAGUUGUUCCAUGGUCACCUCCUCAUUCCAACUGGAACCCUUGGACCAGCUGCAAUAUUGAUGAGGGCCCGCUGGCAAAUCUCAGUCCAGAGCAAAUAAGCAUGGAUUUGAAAAGUGAUUUGAUGUACCGUUUGGAGCAGGAUCAAGAAUUACAAAGGAUCCAACAAGAGAGAGAGGCCUUACCUGUGAAGAAUUUUGAAAGUGAAAUUCUGGAUGCAAUCCGGCACAAUUCUGUUGUUGUAAUUCGUGGGGCCACUGGUUGUGGCAAAACCACACAAGUGCCACAGUACAUCCUGGAUGAACACAUCAAAACCAACAGAGCUGCAGAGUGCAACAUAGUAGUGACACAGCCUCGGAGGAUUAGUGCAGUUUCUGUAGCAGAGCGUGUGUCAUAUGAGAGAGGAGAACAACCUGGGCAAAGCUGUGGAUACAGCGUGCGAUUUGAGUCUGUGCUUCCUCGGCCGCAUGCCAGUGUGAUGUUCUGCACUGUCGGUGUUCUUCUGAGAAAGGUGGAGGCUGGGAUCCGUGGCAUUAGUCAUGUUAUUGUUGAUGAGAUCCAUGAGAGAGACAUUAAUACUGACUUUCUCUUGGUGGUGCUGAGAGAUGUAGUUCAGGCAUAUCCUGAAAUCAGGGUUAUCCUCAUGUCUGCCACCAUCGAUACUACUAUGUUUUGUGAAUACUUCUUCAACUGUCCUAUCGUUGAGGUCUUUGGUAGAACCUACCCUGUCCAAGAUUAUUUUCUGGAAGAUUGCAUUCAAAUGACUCAGUUCAUUCCUCCACCAAAGGAAAAGAAAAAGAAAGAGAAGGAUGAAGAAAGUGGUGAAGAUGAUGAUGCCAAUUGCAACCUUAUUUGCAGUGAUGAAUAUGGCCCAGAAACAAAGCACUCCAUGGCUCAGCUGAAUGAGAAAGAAACUUCUUUUGAACUCAUUGAGGCCCUGCUCAUUUAUAUCAAGACUCUGAAUGUCCCAGGAGCUGUACUUGUUUUCUUGCCUGGCUGGAACUUGAUAUAUACGAUGCAGAAGCAUCUAGAAAUGAAUCCACGCUUUGGAGGCCACCAGUACAGAAUUUUACCUCUGCAUUCGCAAAUUCCUCUGGAGGAACAACGUCGAGUGUUUGAUCCUGUGCCUCCUGGAGUAACCAAAGUUAUUUUAUCUACCAGCAUUGCUGAGACUAGCAUUACCAUCAAUGAUGUGGUCUAUGUUAUAGAUUCCUGCAAACAAAAAGUGAAGCUGUUCACCACUCAUAAUAACAUGACAAACUAUGCCACAGUCUGGGCAUCGAAAACUAACUUGGAGCAGCGGAAAGGUAGAGCUGGACGUGUGCGUGCUGGAUUUUGUUUCCAUUUGUGCAGCAGAGCUCGAUUUGAAAG